CGCGGGAAGAGCGUGUCGGCCGUGCUAGUGAGACGCCCACGCCACGCAGCGGAGGGCACAGCGGCCAUGGAAAGUCGGUGGAAGGUGGCGGGUGUGGCGAUGGUGGUGACGGCAGUGCUGGCGGCGGGUGCGGCGGCGCAGAACCAGCUCUCCCACACCUCCCUUGCCGUCAGUCUGCCUCUUGGGGAUCUCGCCGCAGCUGCCUCCUCAGGGCAACAAAACACGCCUUCUGAAGCAGACAGCGUCGGCGACUUUUUAGAGCAACACCGUCUAGCAGCGUCUCCUGAGGAUGCGUCGAAUGAGCUGUUACGCAUCACGCCCGUCAAGCUCACACAGGAGGGCACAGUUGAGGUGCUCAACGAGGCCCCUGAGAACCCUGCCAAACUUGUUAAUUCAGAAGCGGGUGAACACUUCUUCAUCGUUGUGAAUGAUUUCACCGCAGACACUGUUAACAACGCUCCCCCUGCCAGUGAGGGACCUCAGGCUGAUAUUCAUAUUCCGGACGACGGCGCUGAAGCUCCGACCUCCGCCGUGGCUGAGGUUCAGGAUGCAGAGAUCAUUCACAGCGAAGAAGAUCCACUAUCCACACAACAUUCUUCACGGAUAGUUAACGAUAUUGACCAAAAUAUCUCGUCACCCGAUGACGAUGCUGAGAUAACUGAUCCGUCCGUUGUGUCGGGGGAGAGAGGAGCCAAGGCUAUCACGUCUAUUGCUCCGGCUGACGCAGAAGUGUUCCAGCACCCUCUUGCCGAAGAUUCUGUACUCCAAGUUGAGCAAUCCUUUGACAUUAUAUCAGAGGUAUUUACAGAGUCUACUCCCGCGAGCACACUGCCUAUCGAAGCUCAGUUUCAAGAUUUGUCCCUGAGAACAAAUGAAGCACCACCUACAACUGAGACACCAGUGACAGCACCAUUAUCAGACAUAGGCAUGGAUGAUGUACUGCCGACUGACUCGUCUGCAACAGAUUCGCAGGCUUCAUCUGAAAUAUCUUUAGAACAAACACCCGAUGCAGUUCCUGACAAAAUAUCUGCAGAGGAACAAACACCUGAACCCUUUCCUCCAGAAAUAUUUGUACAGGAAACAUCACCAGCUCCAAUUCCUGUCAGAAUAUCUUUAGAUGAACCGGCUCCUGAUACUGUUCUUGCUAAACUGUCGGUAGAGGAGGCAACACUUAGUCAAGUUCCUCAUGAAAUACCUGAAGUCACAGCUCAUGAUGGUGCAAGAGAGUCACAUGAUGUGAAGGCUCCAAAGACUCAGCUGGAGACAGGUAGCGCAGAGGUCGAAUUGCCGAGCUUCAGUAACACCGAUGAGUCACUUGAAAGUCCUGAUCCCAUCCAUCCUCCUUCAGAUAUUAACAAUCCAGGCAGUGUAUCUACAGAGGCGGCCCAAGAAGCCUUCGUGCAACAGCCAGUCACGAGUAAAGCUGCUCGACUUGUGGAGUUAACGCCCACGGUUCAGCUGCCAUCUCCUGGAAAUCAAGACGAACUAAAUGAAGCUGCUGCACUUGCUGCCGUUGGGGCAACUGCCGCAGUUAGCUCCUCGGAACCACAGCUUGAGGUGGGUCGUGUGAGCUUCGACGAAGUGCUGUUUGUCCAGGAUCUGCCUCAAGGAACAGGUCGUGCACCGGAGGACACAUUGGAUCCCUUUGCCCCACAGAUUGAAAACUUUGAUCCUAACGCACCGAUAGACGAUAAGAUGCUGGCCGACGUGCGCGAGUGGAUCGCUGAGGACUCUAUUUCCGGCGAACCUUUCAACCACUCGGACGUCAUCGUGCUGCCCGAUUUGCCCAUGGAGGACAUAGAGAUCUUCUUCCUGGCCGAAGACCCUCAGGCAAACGACAGCCCGGCGACGGAGGUGCAGGGCGUAGGCGUGACAAAGGUGAAGCAGCAGCUGCAAAAGGACGAAGUGCACAUAGCGGCGCUCCAUGACGCCAUUCCCUUCAGCCCCGGCGACGUGCAGAUCACCCCGCAGGUUCACGAGGCGGUGAAGGACGCACUGGAAGCUGAGAUCGCCGCCAUGGGAGCGUUUGGAACGAAGGUGCCGGACGCAGCAACAGCACCAAUCAUUCCUCCAGCACCAGCACCAGCUACGAUAACCUUCCCCGCCCCCGCGCCGGCCCCAACACACUUUUCUGGCGCAACUCCAGCUCCUGGUCCACCACAGGCUUUUGAAAUAGAUACGACUUUUGAUCCGGCUUCAGAACAAAUUUCCAAGCCUGGUCCGGCGCACGCCCCGACUCCCGUCACAUCGCCUGUCCCAAAACCACCCCAAGAGCCCAUUACACAGCCAACCCUGGGACAAGUCCAAGGACCAAUUUCACAUGAAGUACCACAACAGAAUUUACAACCAGCACCAGCGAAGAUUCAAAGACCAGCAGCACCCCCACCUGCACCUGCAUACGACACUGCUCCAGCUCCUGCCCCUGUCCCACAACCCACAGAGCCCCUGGCACCGGCACCGCCCAUCACCCAUCGACCCCCCUCCACCAGCCAAACUUACCGCCCUAGACCGAAACCUACCCGCCCUGGACCAAAGCCUACACAACCAAGACCAAAGCCUGCACAUCCAGCCUACCAACCUCAACCAGAGCCAACCCGCCCACCCUACCAAAAACGACCAAGGCCGACUCGUCCACCUUACCGCCCGACCAAACCCACUACACCCUCCACGUAUCCCCCUUCCACACCCUCUCCUCCCCAGGAAUACAAGCCUGGACGACCGCCAAUCUCCUACGUCCAUGUUGGAGAGCCUACACCAGAGCACUUCAAGCCACCCUCGUAUCACGGACCCGUACCUCAACUUCCUACCUCCUAUGACGAUUUCUCAUCCCCACCAAGGCAUCCUCCCCGUCGGCCUCCUCCUUCUCCUCCUCCCCGUCCUGCUCCACCUCCUCCCUCAUAUAAGCCACCGUCUUCUUCAUAUAGACCACCGUCUCCCACAUCUUAUAAGCCACCAUCUUCAUCCUCAUACAAGCCACCGUCUCCCACAUAUACUCAUCGCCGUCCUCCGUCCUACAAGCCACGCCCACCCAUUACGCAUCCUCCUGCGGUGCCUUCCUCGCCUCAGUACAGACCACCGCCCAGACACAAGCCUCCCUCACACACGUUACAAUACGCUAAGCCUCCUGCCACCACACCAAAGCCCCAGUACAGGCCUCCUCCGGCGACGCACAAACCUCACAAGACUCCGAAGCCCAUCCUGGCACCGGUGCUGGUCCCCGCACACCUCUCAAGCCUCGUAUUCCCCAAAGGUGUCACAUUUUCUGGACACCACAAGCCACGGCCUCCCUCGCUCUUUCACCUCCCCUCGUUCUUCAGAACAGAGCGUAAGCAACGACUCCAGGUCCCGGCUUCUGUGGUGAGUCGACUCGAUUCAUAUCAGCCCGACUGGGUGGCCGACUUGGAGCCUGAGCGCCGCUAAAACGAAGCCCUGGCCCCAAUGACCAACUGAGGUCAUCGUGCAUCACUCGCCCUUUGAGGUCAGGCGAACGUACUAACAAAAAAACGAGUCCCACGAAACUAAUCCUUAAACACCAAAUUAUCAGUGCUGUUCUGAGUUUUGGGGAAUGUGAAUGGUUGUCACGAGAACCAAGACGGCUCAAGCUAACUAGCUUCCGUUGGUGCUCCUCAGCGAAGGCAUCGUCGAGGCCUUGACUCCCAGCUCAACGCGGAAUAUGAAAACCUUAUUAGCUGUAGACAGGUGACCAUUGACGAGGGUGUGCAUACUGUUGUUUUAUCAAGGCUGACUUGUCGUUAUCCAAUAUAUAUGACGGGUAAAUAAUUGUUUACAAAUAUUUUAAUAUGUAGAUAAUACAUUUACAAGCUAGAAUGAGUGUGGCAGAAGUGACGUGAUAUGUAUAUUUUUUUAUCGAUAGGCAUUUGUUUAACAAGUGCCUGACGUAGUGAAAUUAAGAAUGUAUGUUAUUGAUGUGCACAGCCGUUGUACGUAUUUAUUAAAUUUUGUAA
Messenger RNA from Eriocheir sinensis (Chinese mitten crab), 3965 nucleotides. RefSeq names its product nascent polypeptide-associated complex subunit alpha, muscle-specific form-like. Lineage: Eukaryota; Metazoa; Arthropoda; Malacostraca; Decapoda; Varunidae. The transcript has 5 exons. Bases 67 to 3420 code for a protein of 1117 amino acids. The record is from RefSeq and is a predicted model, not a curated record.